Messenger RNA from Lachancea lanzarotensis, 444 nucleotides. RefSeq names its product LALA0S09e03114g1_1. Gene Ontology annotation, molecular function: ubiquitin conjugating enzyme activity. Gene Ontology annotation, biological process: ubiquitin-dependent protein catabolic process; protein polyubiquitination. The record is from RefSeq and is a predicted model, not a curated record. Gene Ontology annotation, cellular component: nucleus. NCBI's taxonomy places the organism in Eukaryota, Fungi, Ascomycota, Saccharomycetes, Saccharomycetales, Saccharomycetaceae. The transcript is spliced from 2 exons. Bases 1 to 444 code for a protein of 147 amino acids.
AUGUCUUUGAAACGUAUCACAAAGGAACUCAACGACUUGGGAAGAGACCCUCCCACUUCAUGUUCCGCUGGACCUGUGGGUGACGACUUGUACCACUGGCAGGCUUCCAUUAUGGGACCACCAGACUCUCCCUAUGCCGGAGGUGUCUUUUUCCUGUCGAUACAUUUCCCAACAGAUUACCCAUUCAAACCACCCAAGAUCUCGUUCACAACCAAGAUAUACCACCCCAACAUCAACGCCAACGGUAACAUCUGUCUGGACAUUUUGAAGGACCAGUGGUCGCCUGCGUUGACUAUUUCCAAAGUUCUGCUUUCGAUCUGCUCGUUGCUAACAGAUGCCAACCCUGACGAUCCUUUGGUGCCUGAAAUCGCUCACAUCUACAAGACCGAUAGAUCCAAAUACGAGGCUACCGCCAAGGAGUGGACUAAGAAGUAUGCAGUUUGA